Molecule: messenger RNA, 1031 nt
Organism: Pseudo-nitzschia multistriata
Lineage: Eukaryota; Bacillariophyta; Bacillariophyceae; Bacillariales; Bacillariaceae
Source: the annotation of a GenBank genome assembly
ACUAAGGUACUGCGAGCGCCAACACACACCGAAUGAUCGACAUCACAUCAAAAGAUGAAGAUGGCGGCAGUCGCGAAGGACCACAGCCGUCGAAAUUUUCUGACCACGCUUCCCGGCUUAUUUUUGGAUCCUGCAACUCCCAGCACUACGAGCAACCCUUUUGGAAGAUUAUCGGAGAGCGCAAUCCUGCUGCUUUUGUUUGGACCGGUGAUUCCGUGUACGCAGACGAUCGGCCGAAACAAUCAGUGGGGGGAAGAGAACUGCAUAGCGGGAACCUCGAUUCUGCUAGCUGGUGGUGGCCAUCCCUGUCGAGAGUUCGUUCCCGAUCUCCUGGCUACGCGGACGCAACCCCCGAUUACCUCCGGGAACUCUAUCGGCAACAACUCGAAGUCCCGGAAUACAGGGACCUGAUCACCGGGGGGGGCAUCUCGAUUUUUGGAGCUCUGGACGACCACGACUAUGGAACGAACAACGGCGACAAGACGUUUCCGUUCCGAACGCAAAGCGGGAUCGAAUUUACCAGGUUUCUUGGCUUGGACGAUCGAUCCUCGGCAAUGGCGAGGAGGGCGUCGAGGGGUGCCGGGGUAUACGGCGUGCAGGUCUACGAUUUCUCUUCCGCGAAAGGUCGGUUGCUCUCGGACGCCGAUGCCGGCCUCGAUCCGGAUGUGAUACCGGAUGCAACAUACCGCGAUCGACGGAACGAUUCCGGCGACAACAACGGUGGCAGCAGCAGCAACAACAGCGACAAGCUAGUGGCAGUAUUUGUCUUGGACGUAAGAAGCAACAAGACGCCAUGGGCCAAGGGCUUCCCGGAACGCUACGCCUUAAAUCCCGAGGGAGACUUUCUCGGAGAAGAUCAGUGGAAGUGGUUCGAAACAGCGAUCGGCCGGUCGAAUGCUCGGGUCAACAUUAUUGUGAGUGGGAUACAGGUCCACGCCCCCUGGUUUUACGAUUCGAACAAAAUAGAGAACUGGAGGUGAGCUUUUGCAAACGGUUUGCCGAACCCGAUCGAAUAAUGCACGAGUGCGAUA